UGGGCUCGUGCCAGAGAGUUGUGCUUCUUGGCCGCGAGGAGGGGAUGACGCCGACAGGCGUGGUAAUAACAAUGAGAACACUAUUAAGACCAGACUGCGCGGAAUCUGGUAAAAAAAAAAAAAGAAAAAGAAAGAGACAAACGUGGAGAAGAAGCCGCGGCCGUAAAAUAUGAAAUGUGUGCUUUUAAACGUUGAUUCCCGAGGGGGGAGUUUCUUUCUUUUUUGAAAAACUUUUGCCUUGAAGCGACGCAAACGAGCCCGCACGCUGCGCCGGAGGAGUUUCCUGUCGAGCCGGGGAGCGCGCACGGAGAAUCCGGGCAGCAGAGCGCAUAGGAAAUGACUCAUAGGACUCCGACUGUUCGCGUGGGUGUGUGUGCGCGCUCGCGUGCGGGUGCGCGUGCGCGCUAAUAAAACAGGGCUCGGGCUCCGUGCGGCUGACUCACUCCGAUGCGCUGCCGCCUCUCCCCCCCUCGUCCCGGACGCCAGCACGGGCUGUUUUAAACCCGAUGAGCUUUCGGGACGCGAGCAGCCCGGCAGCGAGCAGCUCUCCCCCCGCGCGCCUCAUGGCUCCCGGCGCCCCGCGCGCGCUCUGCGCGCUCAUCAUAGCGGCCGCGACGCAUUUCUACGCCGUCGGCGCACAGAAAAGUCAGUGUGGAAAGUUUGAGUUCUUGAACUCAGAUCUAGGCGUGUGCUUGCCGUGCUCGUCGUGUAAGCAGUACCCAAAGACCCCGUCGUGCAACACGUGUAAAUCUGUGGAUCAGACGCCUGACGUGUGGAAGCUGGCGGCCAUCACCAGCUUCUCGGUGCUCGCCGUCGUGCUGGUCGGGGCGGCGCUGAUCAUCGGGGUCAUGGUGCAUCGCCGCAGGUCACACAAAAGGCCUCUGCGUGACCCCAUUGAAGAAACGGCGGGGCCACUUUACCAGGCUUAAACCUUACAGUAGCCUCGACCUGAUCUGGAGACAGAUGCCCCAGAACCAAAGAGCGACUGGUUCAGAGCGACCGCGACGCAGGUCAAAGGAUCUCCUCGCCAGAAUACGACAAUUUUAAUUUAUCGUGGCUGUUGAGUAAAGUGACGUGCAUUAUAUUAGUGGCAUCACUCUCAGAUGUUGUGUGCCUUCACGUCCCACUUAGAUAACGUCUCCGUCUGGAAGACCCUUGUGGUUUUUACAGAUGUUUGAUCAGAAGACUGCAGUCCUUUUCUUCAGAGGUUUUUCUGACGUAGCUCAUCUCCCGCUGCGCUGCAGUGUGACCUCCGGCCAUAAUGUGACCUGCAGGUCACUUAAAGAUGAAUAACAUGUACUGUGAGGCACAUCAAGGCCGUUUGAAUGUAUUCCAGCCUUCUUCCCUGCCUGUAUGUGCGAGCACCUGCUCUUACAGCAAAGCGUCAAGGUGUCUUCUCUUCACUGUUACUUAGGACAACGAAACAAAGACCCUCUAUUGCAGGUUUUCACUAUAUAUCUUUUUUUUGGUCUGAUUAUUUCUCUGCCACAACACCAGAUUUAACCGGUCCCGUUGUUGCCGGCCGGGACAGAACACUAGACUGACGUGUGGGGAUGUUAGUGCGCUGUAGUGAAACAUUUGGCUCCUACGUUGCUUUGGUGGAGCAACGCGAUCACUCUGCUCACCGGCUCGUUAUCGUCACACAUCUCAAGAAACACGUGGCGAUGUCUGUUCGUGGGUUUUUUGAGUUGUUGUCCUCCAUUUCUUCAGUUCAGGACGUCCUUCUGUCUUCGUCAGCGUAACCGAUGUAUUCCACGCGGCCGAUGAGGUUUCAGGUCAUAUUUUGGAUUUGUCAGCUCGUGGGUGAAGUGCUUGUCCUUUGGCAGCACCAUUAGGGAAUUACUUAAAACACAGACACUCCCUCUCGUUUUAUAUAUAUACAUAUAUAUUAUUUAUUUGUAUGAAUCUUGUGUUGUUUUCCAUACAUUUCAUGUGACAAGCACAUUUUUAAAGGGACUCUAGUGAAGAUUUUUGUUACACUUCAACCAGGCCAGCUGAGCAAUAAUUUACAUUUUCCGCUAACUUCUCUUGCAUUUUAUUCCCAAUGUAUAUACUGUACAUGCACUGGCUUCUUCUAUGUAAUGCAAUCUUAUAAACUGCUUUGUAUACCAAAUGUAUUUUCACAAUAAAACUGACAACUUCC
Messenger RNA from Gasterosteus aculeatus aculeatus (three-spined stickleback), 2143 nucleotides. RefSeq lists its product as uncharacterized. NCBI's taxonomy places the organism in Eukaryota, Metazoa, Chordata, Actinopteri, Perciformes, Gasterosteidae. Gene Ontology annotation, cellular component: plasma membrane. The record is from RefSeq and is a predicted model, not a curated record. Gene Ontology annotation, biological process: positive regulation of apoptotic process. Gene Ontology annotation, molecular function: protein binding.